Messenger RNA from Pyricularia oryzae 70-15, 552 nucleotides. RefSeq lists its product as uncharacterized. The transcript is spliced from 2 exons. The record is from RefSeq and is a predicted model, not a curated record. The coding region runs from base 1 to 552 and encodes 183 amino acids. Lineage: Eukaryota; Fungi; Ascomycota; Sordariomycetes; Magnaporthales; Pyriculariaceae.
AUGGCGGCACAUCCAAGUCUCGAGACCAUGCGCGGCUCAGCAGUCUAUCUCCCUUUCAUUCUCCGUUUUCUCUAUGACCUGGUCGUCCUGCGUUUCUAUUGUAGCUAUGCCUGGCGCUGCCCUGCUCACAAGCUCAGCGCCAUGUAUAGCACGCAGAUCGAAGCGGCCAUUUCCCGCCGCCGGAGGGCCACGAACCAAGAGGAAUCAUGUUCCAAUCCGCCCUUGCGUCUUUUGGACAUUGGAGUGGGCACCGGCCACCACCUGGGCAACGCACCGCCUCUCCCACCAAGAUCUGUUUUGGUGCUGGCGGAUUUGAAUCAAAACUGUCUCGAGGCUGCCUCGGCGCGCGCUGCCAAGACGCACACCGAGGCAAAUAUCCAUACACUGAUGGCUGAUUUCCUCGAGCCAAGUGAGGAGGCCGCACUGGGACUUUCCCGGCGCCGCCUCGCGUCACUUGAGGAACGCGAGCACCACGGGGUUUGGAAAUGGUAUUUGAGAAUCUUGAAUGUGAGCUUGUUGGAGCGGUUUUCAAAUUCAAAGCCAGCGGUAUAA